Messenger RNA from Nannospalax galili (Upper Galilee mountains blind mole rat), 4924 nucleotides. RefSeq names its product retinoic acid induced 14 (gene Rai14). The coding region runs from base 287 to 3142 and encodes 951 amino acids. Lineage: Eukaryota; Metazoa; Chordata; Mammalia; Rodentia; Spalacidae. The transcript has 17 exons. The record is from RefSeq and is a predicted model, not a curated record. Gene Ontology annotation, molecular function: actin binding.
CCGCUGGAUCCAGGUCGGCGGGGGCCGGCGCCCGGCGGCCACGUGGUGGUGCUGCGGCUGCCCCCGCCCGGCGGGCUGCGCCCGGGAGCCGCGGCGCCCACUGACCCGGCGGCGGGGAGGAGGGACCGAGCGCAGGAAGCCGAGGAGGAAGCGAGCCCGGCAGCCGCGCUUUCCUGGGGAAGCGGCGGGCGGGGCGGCGCGGCCAGUGGGGCCGGGAGCUGCGGCCGCCGCCUGGAUGCGGUGUUGACAAAUCUCCUAGGACUUUGGAAGGCUGAGUGGACUAACCAUGAAGAGCCUGAAAGCGAAGUUCAGGAAGAGUGAUACCAAUGAAUGGAACAAGAAUGAUGACCGACUGCUGCAGGCUGUGGAGAACGGAGAUGCCGAAAAAGUGCUGUCCCUGCUGGGCAAGAAGGGGGCCAGUGCCACCAAGCACGACAGCGAGGGCAAGACAGCUUUUCAUCUUGCUGCUGCGAAAGGACAAGUGGAAUGCCUCAGGGUCAUGAUUAUACACGGUGUGGAUGUGACCGCCCAAGAUACUACUGGACACAACGCUUUACAUAUUGCAGCCAAGAACAGCCACCCUGAGUGCAUGAAAAAGCUCCUUCAGGCCAAAUGCCCGGCUGAGAGCACCGACAGCACUGGGAAAACAGCUUUGCACUACGCCGCGGCCCAGGGCUGCCUUCAAGCUGUCCACAUGCUCUGCGAGAACAAGAGCCCAGUAAACCUUAAGGACUUGGAUGGGAAUAUACCACUGCUUCUUGCAGUACUAAAUGGCCACAGUGAGGUCUGUCACUUUCUUCUGGAUCAUGGAGCAGAUGUCAACUCCAGGGACAAAAGUGGAAGAACCCCUCUCAUGCUGGCUUGUGAAACUGGCAGCUCUAACAUUGUGGAAGCCUUAAUUAAGAAGGGUGCAGACCUAAAUCUCAUAGAUUCUCUUGGACACAAUGCCUUACAUUAUUCCAAACUCUCAGAAAAUGCAGGAAUUCAACGCCUUCUAUUAUCAAAAAUCUCUCAGGAUACUGAUUUAAAGACCUCCAAAAAACCAAAGAAGUUGAGUGAUGUGUCUUCCCCAAGAUCAAUAACUUCCACACCACUUUCGGGAAAGGAAUCAGUAUUUUUUGCUGAAGCACCAUUCAAGGCUGAGAUUAGUUCUAUACAAGAAAACAAAGACAGACUGAGUGACAGCACCACAGGUGCUGAUAGCUUAUUGGAUAUAAGUUCCGAAGCUGACCAACAGGAUCUUCUUGCUCUAUUACAAGCAAAAGUUGCUUCCCUUACCUUACACAACAAGGAGUUACAAGAUAAAUUACAGGCCAGAUCACCCAAGGAAGCAGAAGCAGACCUGAGCUUUGACUCAUUUCAUUCUACCCAGGCUGACCUAGCCCCAUCCCUGGGCAAAUCCAGUGACAUCCCUCCCCCAGAUGCCAAAUCAUCUCCAUCUGUUGUCACACAACCUGUGGAGAAAUCCAGCGCUGACAGUGAUGUCAGAAUUCAGCAACUACAAGAGAUGUUGCAAGAUUUACAGAAGAAGUUGGAGAGUUCUGAAGUAGAAAAGAAACAGCUACAGGCUGAACUCCAGUCCCAAAGGACAGAGCUGGUGUGCUCGAACAACACAGAGAUUUCAGAGAAUGGCUCUGACCUCAGCCAGAAACUUAAAGAAACUCAGAGCAAGUACGAGGAGGCCAUGAAAGAAGUCCUCAGUGUGCAAAAGCAGAUGAAACUAGGUCUCCUCUCUCAAGAGAGUACAAGUGGCUAUUCACAUCUCCGUGAGGGGAGUGUCACUGAUGAAGAGAUUGAUGCUCUAAAGAGGGAUCUACAGAAUGCAUUAGAAGAAAAUAAAAGAUAUAAAGAGCGAGUGAAAGAGUUAGAAGAAAAGCUUCUGGAAAAGGAGAAGGCCGAGGUGACGAAGCCACCUGCAGAAGAGCUUAAGGAGAUGAAAAGCUCAUACUGCUCUGUUAUUGAGAGUAUGAAUAAAGAGAAGACAUUUUUGUUGGAGAAAUACCAACAGGCCCAAGAAGAAAUCUUGACCUUAAAAGAUACACUACAAAGUCAGAUGGCCCAGGAACCCCCUGAUGAAACUGGGGACAUGAAAGAGGCCAUGAACAGGAUGAUAUAUGAACUUAAUAAACAGGUGAAUGAGAUAUCCCAGCUGUACAAAGAAGCCCAGGCUGAGCUGGAGGAUUACAGGAAGAGGAAAUCUCUAGAGGAUGUAACAAUCGAAUAUAUCCCCAAAGCAGAACAUGAGAAACUGAUACAGGUGACAAACAUGUCCAGGGCCAAAGCUGAAGAAGGGCUAUCCGAAAUGAAGUCUCAGUAUUCAAAAGUGUUGAACGAGUUGACCCAACUCAAACAACUCGUGGAUGCCCAUAAAGAAAAUUCUGUGUCCAUCACAGAACAUUUACAGGUGAUAACUACGCUGCGGACAUCUGCGAAAGAGAUGGAAGAACAGAUCAGCAACCUCAAAGAGCAGCUUGCGAGCAAGGAAGUGGAGGUUGCGAAGCUGGAGAAGCAAUUCCUAGAGGAGAAAGCAACUAUGACCGAUGCCAUGGUACCCAGGUCUUCCUAUGAAAAGCUCCAGGCAUCCUUAGAGAAUGAAGUGAGUGUGUUAGCAGCCAAGUUAAAGGAUUCGGUAAAAGAGAAAGAGAAAGUCCAUUCAGAGGUCGCCCAGGUUCGAAAUGAGGUCUCACAAAUGAAAAGGGAAAGGGAGAGCAUUCAGACGCUCUUGAAAUCCAAAGAGCAAGAAAUAAUUGAACUCCUGCAAAAAUCCCAGCAAGCUCAGGAAGAACUAGCUGAAAUGAAAAGAUAUUCCGAGAACUCUUCAAAAGUGGAAGAGGAUAAAGAUAAAAAGAUAAAUGAGAUGACGAAGGAAGUCGCGAACUUGAAGGAGGCCCUGAAUAGCCUCUCACAGCUCUCCUACUCAACAAGCUCAUCCAAAAGGCAGAGCCAGCAGGUGGAGGUGCUGCAGCAGCAGAUCAAACAGCUGCAGAACCAGCUUGCUGACACUAAGAAACAACACCAGGAAGUCAUAUCAGUUUACAGGACACAUCUUCUGUAUGCUGUUCAGGGCCAAAUGGAUGAAGAUGUCCAAAAAGUACUGAAGCAAAUCCUUGCCAUGUAUAAAACCCAGUCCCAGAAGACGUAAAAUGGACUCCUUGGCAGGAGGCUCCCCCUUGUCGCCCCAUCUUUGUGUCACACCUGGAUCCCUUACCCACCACUGUCCUUGUUCUCAUUUAUGAUAUGCACUGUGACCUAGCAUAGCUAUUUCUUUUCCAAAGGUUUCUGUGGACUGGUCCCAGAAGAUACCCUCCUCAGAACUGCUUAGAUUCUUCAGCCCAGCAGAGGUGAAGUCCAGAGCUGGGAUCAGACACACCCAAAUAUUUGUUCCACCCUCCUUGGUAUCUAACCAUCUAAGUGACUUCACCAUCGGGUGAUCUCCUGAGGCCUCCUGUGUGGUGACUGGUGCUUUGAUCUUCGCCCUUGGGCUCUGCCAUUCAGCACAGGAGUUGCCUUCCAGUCCCAAAACAUGAUUUAUUUUCUAACCAAAUUAGGAUGACACUAGUUAUGAAGUCCGUGCUUAAGACUUCUUAUCCUGUGGAUUAAAAACUCUUAAUUUUUUUUUUUUCCCGCUCAGCUGCCUUAUAUCUCAUCACCCUUUUUAUAAGGCUCACAGUUUGAUGAGCACUAUUUCAAAUACAACUAAAAUACAGAGUUAAAACCAAGAGCAAACUGUCCUUUAAAAAAAAUUUUUAAGUACAUCAACAUACUGCAAAUUUUCUAUGCAAACUUGCCUCCUGCUGUUUUCUGUGAAGCUCAGGAAAUCCAAAUAUUUGGUUUCAACAAAGGACAGUAAACUAUGUGUUUACAAGCCAAAACAAAUGCCUCAGAGUUCUUAACCUCAAUUUUUUAAUAGUGUUUUUUUUUUCUCUAUAAUAUUUUCAUUGGCCCAUAAAGAUGUUUUCAUAGCCAAGUCCCUAGAUAAGUGAAAUUACAUUAGAUUAUAUUAAUAAUAUUUUUUUGGUUAACUAUGCUUAAGACUUUUUAAAAAUAUAGCUUUUUCCUCAAAUGUUUUCAGCUAUAGCAAAGGGUAGUUAAUACAUUCCUAACUUCAUCUGAGCUGCCACCAGUAAGAACCCCCAGCACUGUCUGCCGUUGUACUGCCUCAGAACUGCAUUACAUUUCUCAGUAGAGCAAAUCCUCUUUUUACCAGUUGAAUAUUUUUGAAAGUCCCAGCUCUACCAGCACCUAAAAAUUAUCUCUGGAAGGACUGUUAGUUCCAAUCAGUUUUUUCACUUUGAAAAUAAAAGUCCUAAUAGGAUAACAUGUUGCAUAGCAAAAGUCUUGAGAGAAAAUAUUUUGUUGACUCUCCUUUCGGGUUAAAAAUGUUUCUGACUUGCUUACAGCUUCCCUUAAGGCCUUGAUCAUGAGGGAGGUACAUAUAAUACAGAACUUUUAGUGUGUAACUAAAAGUGGAGGCCCACUCUGACAGGGCCCAUAGACUACAGGGCUGCCUGGCCUCAGAGGGCACUUGGCUAAACUGGAUUUGUUAAUCUGUAUUGGAUAAAGACCAAUGACAGCAAAACAAAAAUUGCUUUACGUGGUCUUGUUACUUUUCUUAAACUGUUUAAUUACAGUUAAGCAUUUUGAAAGAUGCUCCAAAGAAAUGUGAAAGGACGUUUUGUCACAGAACUUAAUUACAAAACAACACCCUCAUUUCCCCCUUCUCCCCACACAGAAAUGCUGCAGAGUGAAAAACUUGAGACAUUUUGUAGAAUGCCUGAGAAAAUAUAGCAUUUUAUCUUGUUUCAGGAUGCAUAUUUAUUACAAGUAUUCUGGUUAAAUAUUGAAAAGUUGUAUCUGUAGUUUCGCAUUUUGUCUUUGUAAUUUACAGAAAUUAUUAAAGAAAAUAAAGUUGGUUCAUUUUACA